AUGUCCGCACUCCUACAUCCUGCGCUGCGCGCGCCCGUUGACGUGGCCGAAGGGCCCUAUGCGCUUCAGGUCGGCACAGAUACGCAUGUGGCCAUCACCGUAACGCAUGCCGGCCAGGAGCACGGCCGCCUCAAGCACACCGUGACCGUGCGCACGGAGCAGGGCGACCCUGGCAUGACGGCUUCGCUGCAUGUCCUCGCGCCCUGCGCAGCGUACACGCACCCGUCGCAGGAGCCAGACGACAACUCGGUCACGGCGCGCAUGCGCCGCGCCGCGCACGUCCAGAUGCACGCGGAGGGCGGGCUGUCGCUCCUGCAGGCGUGGACGCUCGUCUAUGUCGUGUUCACGCUGUGGCCCGAUCAGGAGGCGUUUGUUCUUGCGCGUGCGCCCGGCACACCGGUGUCUGCGCUCCUGGAGUGCGGCCUCGCCGUGCCACACCCUGACUGCAUUCACAGCCGUGACUGGGCCACCCGCGGCGAUGUGCUCGUGUUGCGUGCAGCGUUCUGGCAGGGCGCUGGGCCGCUGGGCGCAGCCGCCUGGGUGCCCAGUCUGGCGCACGCGUCGCCGUACCCGUUCGUGCCCGCCACGUACGGCCAUGCAGCACAGGGACUCGUGUCGAGUGUGCAGCAUCCGCUGCGGCCCCUCAAGAUAGGCGCAUGGGACGCAUCGCGCGGGGAUGCCGAGCCCGUAUAUCGUCGCUACAUUCCUGCGCUGCAGCAGACGCUCACGUUCCGCCUCGCGCGCUCGCAGUCGGACUUGGACGUCGACUUGUUACACUGCUGGCACGCCACGGACCGAGUGCGCACGGGCUGGCGCCAGGACCUCCCGCGGGCGGAGCACCAGGCGUACCUGGCCGCCCAGGAAGCAUCGAGCGACUCGGUCGCGCUCAUUGCGGAGUGGGAUGGCGAGCCGUUUGGGUAUGUGGAAAUCUACUAUGCCAAGGAGUCGAGUCUGCGCGGCUUUUACGACCUUCACGACUUUGACCGCGGCUUCCAUGCGCUCGUCGGCGAGGAGCGCUUCCGUGGGCCGCACCGGGUGCGUGCAUGGAUGGGUAGUGUGAUCCACCUGCUAUUCCUCCUUGAUCCACGCACGACACGCGUCGUGAGUGAGCCGCGCGCGAGCAACACAAAAAUGGUCGAGUACGAGUGUCUCUGUGGCGGGCAUGUCGAGAAGCUGAUUGAUCUGCCGCACAAGCGCGCCGCUCUCGUGCUGUUCCCGCGCGAGCGCUUCUUCCAGCUGUGCCCACUGGGGCCACUGCCGGGUCAGCAUACGUAG
Malassezia sympodialis ATCC 42132 is the source of this 1275-nucleotide messenger RNA. Its product is annotated as GNAT family N-acetyltransferase. The record is from RefSeq and is a predicted model, not a curated record. Gene Ontology annotation, biological process: siderophore biosynthetic process. NCBI's taxonomy places the organism in Eukaryota, Fungi, Basidiomycota, Malasseziomycetes, Malasseziales, Malasseziaceae.